CAUCACUCCCCUCUCUCCAUCCGUCUCUGCCCGACCUCGCUUACAUCUGCUCAUCCCCACGAGCAAGGAGAAAACAAGAAAACAAGGCUAGUGUAGCCUCCCUGGUUCUGGCCUGUCGUAUCGACGAAAUGCACAGCCUUUGUUUUCUCCUUCCACUUCUCCAUCCCACCAGCGAUGGAGACCACGGCUGACCACGUCUUCUCUCCCAUGCCAUCGGCUCCAGAGACUCGAGUGGAGCAGAUGAUACAGGACAUCCUCCAACAGGUCAAGCAACAGCUUCGUGCCCAACAUUAUCCGCCUCCGACCGACGUGUGUCUGCUUGCUGAUGCCGGCCAAACCAUUACCUACUUGCUAGAAACCCUCGCCAAUGUCGCCACUGCCUUGAGCGAGGGUACUGCGGCGACUGAUUACAUUGAUGUCCGGCUCGAGGAACCUCCCCAAGAUGGAAGGUUGAACGGCCUCGACAUGGAUCUGGUGGACUAUCUCGAAGACACGCUUGCUGCUCUCAAAACCAUUUCCACUGAUUUGAGAAACACAGCCUUACGCUGUCGAACUGUUUGGCAAGCAGCUCCAACAAGGCCAUCACUCCAGAGACUGCAGACCUGGUCAACAAUAGAUCGGAGCCAGUCGUCAGCAUCAGAGUCAGCCUCACCACCGACAAUCACCAUGGCAAGCAAUAGCGGCAGUAUGCCAGAACAAAACCUGAAAAGUCGAGGUAAGGGUCACUAUAUAUGUCCAGAGGGGCAUAAGUGUACCAAAGGCGGCUGCUUGCCCAACGGCGAGUUGAUUGUCUUUGAGCGAAACUCGGCCUUUCGAAUGCAUCUUGCCAAGCACCGCCGUCAAUUUGUCUGCGAUCUUCCGGGCUGUUCCAACACCACGGGAUUUGCCCGGAUCGACCAGUUGGAACGGCACAAGCAAAAGGUCCCUCAUAAAUCAAGGGCUGAGACAAGGUGA
This is a messenger RNA of Exophiala mesophila, 954 nucleotides long. RefSeq lists its product as uncharacterized. The transcript has 3 exons. The record is from RefSeq and is a predicted model, not a curated record. Lineage: Eukaryota; Fungi; Ascomycota; Eurotiomycetes; Chaetothyriales; Herpotrichiellaceae. The coding region runs from base 175 to 954 and encodes 259 amino acids.